Danaus plexippus (monarch butterfly) is the source of this 2745-nucleotide messenger RNA. RefSeq lists its product as uncharacterized. The record is from RefSeq and is a predicted model, not a curated record. The coding region runs from base 224 to 1381 and encodes 385 amino acids. Gene Ontology annotation, biological process: regulation of transcription by RNA polymerase II. The transcript has 9 exons. NCBI's taxonomy places the organism in Eukaryota, Metazoa, Arthropoda, Insecta, Lepidoptera, Nymphalidae. Gene Ontology annotation, cellular component: transcription regulator complex. Gene Ontology annotation, molecular function: transcription coregulator activity.
CUCUAUACACAUUUAAGUCAUAAAUCCGUAAAUUGUUAAACUCAAGUUUCAACAAAAUAUGGAAUACGUAGCAAAAUUAAGAAUAUAUUAUACUUAAUUAGCGGUUUUGGUAUAAAAUAUAAACUGAUUUAGAUUUCAGAGUAACUUUAUCACAGUUCAUUAAUAAAACGUACAAAUGGUCGAUAUAUAACGUAACGUAACUGUGAAUAUUAUUGUUGACAAAAUGCCUGCUGUUACCUCAAUAACAGUUGAAGAACAUAAUGAUGAUGAUCAGAAAAUGUGGAAUGCCCUUAAAAGAUACAUUAUACGUGAGAGACAAAGAAAAAAAGAAGAAUAUGAAGCGGAAGUUGAAGAAGAAAGAUUAAGAAAGGAACGAGAAGCAAGAGAAAGGCAAGAUGUGAUGACACUUGAACAAACAAAAGAGCAAAUAGACCAACUGGAACAAAAAUUAAAGGAAUUGGAGAAAGAAAAGCAACAGUUAUUCAUGCAACUUAAAAGAGUGCUUAAUGAAGAUGAAACCAGAAAGAGACAGCAACAAAAGGAAACUAAUGAAAUGCAACCUAUGAAGAUGCCGAUGGGUAAUUUACAAAUACCAAUGUUUCCGAUGCAAUCCUCAACUGGCCAGGACCCUCAACAGUCUCAAGGAAGAGCUCCGCUAUCUUCACAUAUAUUGAAUAAGAACAAGCAUUCAAACUACAUGCUGUUUCCACAACAACCGAACAUAGUAAGAGGUCCAAUGCAAUCUUCUGUUAAGAGACCAAGGAGUCCGUCACCAACAUAUGCUCUGUACGCACACAGACUGCAUCAACCACCAAUGAAACAACAUGCGGUCUACUCUGAUCAUAAAGUAGAGGACAAUCGAAUGGGCCGCCAAAUGGCGCGCGCUGUGCUUUGGAACAAAUCAAAUCAGUAUUCAAAUGUGGGCUCUACUGUGUCAUCGUACUACCCGAUGCCCACGUCCGGCGUAGUGGGCGUUGUGGCCGAGCGUCCACCGCCAUUGCUGUACCCUCACCACGCCCACACACCACAUACUCCUCAUGCUCACACACCGCAUACGCCACACCAACAUCAUACAAAUCUUAUGUACGCGCCCGCGCAACCUCUUUACCUGGACAUGCUAAAGAAUAGGGACGGACAUCAGGAGACUAAGAAGGAUACGCAACCCCAAGUUCUGAUCGGCCUCAGCGAAGCUCACCCAUCAGUGAGCAGUGGGGUGGUGUACGCGACCCCACCACCCUCCAGCAGACACCUCUCGAUACACCCGGCGCCACAGCACUCCAACAUGCAAAACACAAAACCAGGCAGUAUAACUCAAGGGUAUCCCGUGCAACAGUCGUCUUCCACCCAGAGCGCCAUGUAUCAGAACAGACAUCGUUAUUAGCGUUGGCAUAACCGACCGCCCAAACUGCGACGGUAUCCAUUUAUAUAAGACAAUUAAACUGAAGAUGUCAGUGGUACAGUGUGAUUACAAUUCUGAUUCAGACGGUUAUACUGAUGAUGAUGAUGAUGAUGAUGAUUCAGUGAACUAAUAAAAUGGUGAUCAGUGAUAAACUCCAGUAUAGAGCGAAGUGAUACAUGUAUGAUGAUUAAUUGUAUAGUAUUUUUUGUUUUUAACGAAGCAAUGAAAACCGACUUGAUUGGUCCCAUGUUUACUUUUGUCUUAUCAUAUUGGCUGUUGUAUAAUAUAGAUUAUAAGAAUUAAUAAAUAAAUCAUAAAAAAAAAAUAUAUGAAGAAAUAAGAAGAUGUACACAGAUUAUGCUAUUUUAUUAUUAUGUUUCUAGACAUUAAGUUUUGUUCAAUAUUUAUCAAAUAUACAUAUAUAAUAAAGAUAUAUUGUUGCUUUUAAUUAAUAUAUUUUUCAGCUUCCGAUAUAUCAUUUGAGAAACAAAUUGAUUGUACACUAAAAUUUUCUAUCAUUUCAUGGAAUAUAUUAAAAUAACUAAUUGGAAUUUGAAAUUAGUUAAAAUGUAUGUUGUUACUGUGAGAAAAAAAAUAUGUAUUUAUUCGUAAUUUUUUCUUAGAUAUUCCUGAUAUGAAUUAAAAUAUAUUCAAAGGAUAUUAUUCUUAAGUAAUAAUGUAUUAAAUUAUUACUCAAAUAUAUAAUCGUUUAUCAGACUGUCCAAAUUCUUCUGUACAGAUGAAUUCUUAAAUGCAAAAUAAUAAAUGUAAAUAUGAGCUCGUAGAAAUAAUAUUAAGAUUAAAUUUACUAGAAAUCUAGUUCUAACUAUAGUGAAUAGUUUGUCCUCAAUGUAAUAAUUCAUGGUACGCCUGAAUUAGUAGAGCUUUCUAGAAAUAGUUAAUUGUAUAUUGACAUUAAUUUAGACAAACUAUAUAUAUAUUAAGGAUAUAUUUGUAUGGAAUGACAAGAUUAUUCUAGUUAUUAUAGUCGAAAUAAAGAUAAAGAUAAAAUUUUGCUGACAAACAGUUUCUAAUAGCUCGUUGUAAUUAAGAAGCUUCUAGAUUUAUUUGUUUUGAUAUAACAAGAGCUGGUGAAAAGGUGGGAAAUACCUGUUAUUGUGCUUAUUUUUUAAAUUUUCUAUUCGACCGAACUUUUCAUAUAAUCUAAUGUUUGUUUGAAUAAUAAUAUCAUUUUUAAAGAAUUUCUACCAUUUAUUUAAUCCUUUCAUACAAUAUAUAAUAACAUAGUUAUUUUUCAUAUAUAGUUUUAGAACGUUUUCCUUCUUGUUUUUAUAAUUAUAUAUAAAAAAUAUAACACUUUAAACAAUAAAUUAUAAUAUUUAAUA